AAUAUUUGACAGGGAGGAAUAAAGGUGCAACUUGGCUGGCAUCAUUAAUAUGUAGAGGUAUAGCUUGCUGUCUUUAUUGAGGCAAAAGAGAACGAGGACUAUAAAAUCUAUGUUAUUCACAUGACUGGCAUCCUCUAGUUGUCUUCCUUCUUUUGGUUAGAAAAGAUUCAUGGCGUUAGGGAACGGGGAAUCAAUUCUUUUCUUGGCAGGAAACUUUGCUUCAAAUGUUUCCACACGUUCAAUUUGCAUGGCCUUGUGGGUGAAAAAGGUGCACAACUUUUUACACAGGUCUCGUAUAAAGGUUUCGGAGAAGGCGAUUCUUGUCCUUCCUUACAACAAGAUGUACCUGUCCAAAGGGAAAUGAUUUCCUCAAAACACCAUCAAGAAACAAAGACGACUCCAUGGAAAGCCUAAUUAAGCUCCUGACGUGAACUACAAGACAAUCAAUCUCACAUGUGAAGAAUUCUCUCCUUCAUCCUGGACCUUUUGGGCUCUCUCUUAUUAUUACCCCACUAUUUAUAACCAUUGAAGACAAUCGGAAUUAACCAAAAACAGAUAUACCAAUACAAAUAAACAAGAAAUGGAGGCCUCCAGUCCUGUAAGCACACCAGAGAUUGUGUUCUUCGACUUAGAAACAACGGUGCCCAAUAAAGCUGGACAACGGUUCUGGGUACUGGAGUUUGGUGCAAUAAUAGUUUGUCCACGGAAACUUGUUGAGCUAGAUAGUUAUAGCACACUCAUAAGACCUGAGGACUUGUCUGCUGUUGCAUUGAAGUCUGGUCGAUGUGAUGGGAUAACUCGUGAAGCUGUUGCAAAUGCACCUGCAUUCGAGGAAGUUGCUGACAAAAUAUUUACCAUUUUGAACGGUAGAAUAUGGGCUGGACAUAACAUCCAAAGAUUUGACUGUGUCCGAAUUAAGGAGGCAUUUGCAGAGAUUGGUCGGCCUGCACCAAUGCCUGUUGGAAUGUUUGAUUCUUUAGGAGUUCUGACGGAAAAAUUUGGCAGAAGAGCUGGUAACAUGAAGAUGGCAACUUUGGCUACUUAUUUUGGGCUCGGCCAGCAAAAACACAGGAGUCUUGAAGAUGUGCGUAUGAACCUGGAGGUCUUGAAGCAUUGCGCAGCAGUUUUAUUCGUGGAAUCAAGCCUUCCAAGUGUAAUGAAUGGCAAAUGGCACAACCCUUCGACAAUGGUAACUCGAAGCAGAAGUAAUGGAAAACUUGUGUGUAGGGAAGAAAAUUGCCGAAAAUCUCCUCCAACUACUCUUGGAUACCAAAGAGCAGUUCCCUAUACAAGGGGAAGGUUGGGAGAGAUGACAGAAGGAGUGAGAAAAUUGCUGUGCAAAGCCCAGGAGACAAAAUCUCUUAACAACAUACUCAAGCAUUCACUUUCUUUGUUCAGAUGAGCGAAGAAACAAGGGUUUUACUGCUCAUUUUGCAUCACUUUCUCUGUUUUGGUAAAGAUGGAUGCAUCAAGAGAAACGUACAAGAAAGUUCACAUUGGAUAGCAGAGAACGGCUGCCUUACCAAUAACGUGGGAUAUCAUCACAAAUGGGAACAACUUACUAAGCCAUGCUGAAGAAGGUUGUUAACAUAUAUUUGGUUAAUCUAAUUUUCCACAGACAGCUUGAAAUUGGGGACUUGUAAAUGUCAAGUGGCUAAUGGCUUUAAGGUUCAGCUUGGAAGAGCAUAAAUCUAAUCUUUGUAACUAAGAUUAUCUGUCCUUCCUUCAAUUAAUUGAUUUAUUUAUUGCUCAA
Molecule: messenger RNA, 1753 nt
Organism: Populus trichocarpa (black cottonwood)
Lineage: Eukaryota; Viridiplantae; Streptophyta; Magnoliopsida; Malpighiales; Salicaceae
Product: protein NEN4
Exons: 5
Coding region: 581-1402 (273 amino acids)
Molecular function (GO): 3'-5' exonuclease activity; nucleic acid binding
Source: RefSeq, a predicted model, not a curated record